Molecule: messenger RNA, 2810 nt
Organism: Opisthorchis viverrini
Lineage: Eukaryota; Metazoa; Platyhelminthes; Trematoda; Opisthorchiida; Opisthorchiidae
Exons: 5
Coding region: 106-2391 (761 amino acids)
Biological process (GO): regulation of transcription by RNA polymerase II
Cellular component (GO): nucleus
Source: RefSeq, a predicted model, not a curated record
GUUUGCGCUACUGCUUGCACGGGUAAUUUGCUCGGAUUUAUCCGGAUAUGAGGGAUAGAUUGUGUGCUUUAGCCCCUUAUUUGGGCUUAAUUCAGGACCUCAAUAAUGAAGUCACUGGUAUCAAAUGUAUUAAGAUCCUCAACUCCCACCGUGUCAUCUGACAAUACACUUGACAACUCUCACAUUAAUGCAAUACUUCGGCAAUCCAUCCCCCGUGCAAUACUGGGCUCUACCCAUCUCACCCCAUCUUGCGAGAUGGUUUCUGACUCCAUAACAGGUGGAUUUCACUACUUCGACGAGCACUCGCUUGGAGCUGGUGGUUUGAUUUUGGAUGCCAAAGUGUCGUCAGAUGUCUUUCUCGGCCAUAGAAUGCCAUUGUUGCCCAGCUUUACCGAUAACAAAGCGGUGAACCGUCUGUCGGUCGCAACAGACUUUCCCCGUAAUGAUACCAACCAGUUCCGAUCCUACAGCAACUCACCGCCCCCACCUGCAUUAUCUCCUGCAAAUUCCUCUCCGCGUCCCAGCGCUGGUCAGUUUAAUCAAACAGCAUCCCCUUCUCCUCCUAUAAUCGUUGCAGAAAUAGGGGGGCAGUCUUCUGCUUCUUCCCGAGCUACUUCGGAGAAAGGUUCGAACACCGGAAGAGCAGCUGACUACUUCCUCGCGACCAGCAUCCCUCCCAGGUUCAAGGAAAUUCGAAAUCAUGCUGGAAAGUCCCUCACCGUCCCAGAAAUUACCCCAACGUCCUCUUCCAGCCCCAGUAGUUCAUCCUCUACUUCCUCGUCCGCCCUAAGUGAUCGUGUGGAAUACGUAGCAAAUGGCCUACCUAUUUUGGAAAAAAUUUCCAUUGCCUUAGGGUCUCCCCUCCGAAAUUUAGCAGAGUCCAGCCACUCCACUCAACACAAAGACGACAAAGCUAUGGGGAAGGGCUCAUGUAUUGGGAGCCCAAUUAUUCCUGAAGUAUCGACAUCUGUGUAUGAGCACUUUAAGGAUCUGUCUGCAUCACUGAGACCAACUGUCUUGGCGGAUCGCUUGGAAAAUGUUGAAAAUCUUGCGAACGUCCUAAAACCACAAGAACAACCCCUUGUUUCUAGGCGGAAGAGUAACGCACGUCGUAGAGGAGGUGGACAGAGGCGGAGUAGACUGAAGAACAGGAAAGUAGAUUCUGAUUCAGACUUUGAAGUCGGUGGAACGCGUUUCGGAAGAAUGACUCGUGGCAGACGCCUGGGACCCCGUGUUGUUGACAAACACGGGCCCUCCAGGAAAUCCAGACUGAUUAAGUCAAACAAGUCUUCUGAUUUGCCACGACGAGCUUCGGCAGAAACAACCUUCAACAGGCGCUACCUCGAGUCCCCUUUCCUCUGUCUUUGUCAGUCUGGUGGAACGGUAUCAAGCAUUUCCCAAGCAGUUCAGCGACUCCAUCAUCAUCGGUACGCCUCUUCGGCCCAGCAAGAUCACACCAUUGCUUCCUGCUCAACAGACGCAUCAGCCGUCGCAACCUCUCAUCCAGCUCAUAUCAUCUGUCCUGCUCUCCAAGACUUGUCCUGCUCCCAGAAUGGAGUGAAUUCGCUAUACGCUCAGUCGUCCAUUCCUUCUAACUGUCCUCUCAACACCUCGGCUCGCGGCGCGGACCCGUUGCUUGUAAAUCCUGUAAUGGAAAAUUCCGAAUCUCGAACUCUGUUUUCAAGUCUAACUUACAAACCAGCAACUCAAAUGAAGAACCGUGAUAACGGCUCAUUUGAUGCAUCUUCUGCGGGAGUAUGGUUAUGUGCCUUCUGUGGAAAGGAUAACAGCUUUCUCGAACUUGGAAGCCUUUACGGUCCGUAUUGGGUUGCUGAAGCAGAGUGUGCCCAACUACCCACUGAAAUGGUAGCCCCAAAGGAACUCCCAUUUGCUAAUGGUCCAUCCAAGCCGUCCGAUACUAAUUCAAACGUCGAACGACUAUCCAGAAGGGCGCGUUCUGGUGUGGUUACGUCGGCUGUUACACGAUCUGGCGCCACAGCUUCUCAGGGACAGCCUACCGUUUCCAAGACAGGUGCGCUUCGUCUUGUCAUCAAAGCACGCACGAAUCGGACUGCGCAGUCUGCCACCAAGCCCGCUGCUGAUCUCUUUAGGAUUGGUCCUACCGGAGAAGUUUGGUUCCACCUAGAAUGUGUUCUUUGGGCUCCUGGCACAUGCAUCCAAGGUAAUGGGACAGUGACCGGACUGGGUGAGGCACUGCAACUAUCGCUAGGCACACUCUGUUCUCACUGUGAUAAACCCGGAGCCAUCCUGAGUUGUUGCAGUCGAGGUUGCGACUUGAGCUACCACUACUACUGUGCACGACUUGCUGGUUGCAAGCUAAAUGAUGAACAAUAUACUAUCAUGUGCAAGAAGCAUCAAAUCUAUUCAUGACUACCGCUGAACCAAAUGGGUCGUGCAGACUAUUCAUCUCUCCUACGGUUUCACAACUUCAGACAUCGUCCCAACCGCAGAUGAGCAUGCAUUACUUUGUUGUAUACGCAUCCACUUCUUGGUUUAGUUAGCGCAGCCAGCUUGUACAGUAUUCCUUCCAAUACCCAACCCGUCCUGCUCUAUGUCUGAUCUGCUGUACACAACCCACCAGCUUAACCUUUACGAAGCCUGCUUCCGAUCGCACAUUGUUUGUUAUCCACUCUAUCCAUAGACCGCCUCUUCAACCUUCUCGUUGCUCUCCACUCUCAAGCAAGAUCCUUCGCGUGUUUUUUGUCCAUUUCCCAAAUCUGUUUGUUCUCUGUUACACUGCGCAGUACUAUUUUGUCUACUUUUUAAAAGUCAUAUGUACUCCCCCUUUA